Messenger RNA from Caenorhabditis briggsae, 942 nucleotides. RefSeq names its product Protein CBR-SRJ-9 (gene Cbr-srj-9). The record is from RefSeq and is a predicted model, not a curated record. NCBI's taxonomy places the organism in Eukaryota, Metazoa, Nematoda, Chromadorea, Rhabditida, Rhabditidae. The transcript has 7 exons. The coding region runs from base 1 to 942 and encodes 313 amino acids.
AUGGGAAAUUACAAGUAUUUGCUUAUAAUAUUCGCAGUUUUCAAUGUUUUAUACUCGAUUUCGGAGAUUUUGACACCCAUUGGCGUCACAGGAAACAAGCACGGCUUUGUGGUAUUUCUCACCGAGGGUCCGUUUUUCGAACACCCAGAAAUCGGACAGCAUGUGAUGUCCAAUCGCUGCGGAUUCAUUUCGCUCAGUUACGCUCUACUGAUAAUCCAUUUCGUCUAUCGAUACAUGGCCCUUUUUCACCCCGAAAAGCUGCACAUUUUCUUCCGACCAAUCGGUAUCCUCAUUGCUAUUCUUUUUCUUCUGGCUCAUGCUGCAUCUUGGUCCUUGAUCUGCCAACAAUGUCUGGCUGGAAAUGAAGAGGUCCGAGAAAUUCUAGCCGACGAGUUUCUCAAGGACUUUGGCGCAGAUUCAAAAAAACUUCCAAUGCUCGCAGCCUUAUAUUAUGACGCCAGUGACUACAUUCGAAUCCGAAGUUGGGUUGGGAUUUUUCUCCUCACGAUUACCUCUUUCUACUCAAUGAGUGUAUAUUUUGUGCUUGGGUUUAAGAUAAUGCGAAAAAUCUCCGUCAUGCAGUCUACCAAUAAGCUCAGCAAAAACAGUAUUUGUCUACAAAAACAACUUUUUCAGACGCUAAUUAUACAGACUUGCAUCCCAAUCGUUGCCAGCUUCCUCCCUACCGUAAUCUCCUGGUACGCACCAAUAUUCUCCAUCAAUAUGGAAUGGUGGAAUACAAAUGUGGCUACCGUAGCCCUGGCCGCAUUUCCAUUUAUCGAUCCAUUAGCUGUGAUCUACCUGAUUCCUAGCUAUCGAAAUGCGUUAUUGAGGAGGAAAGGGCAUGCGAUUGAUGAUAGUACGGGUACGAAGAAUCGAAGGAUUUCGAAAAUCAGUUCUUAUGUUUCUGCGAAUAUUCAUUCCAAUGUUUCUAAUGCUUGA